Messenger RNA from Apiotrichum porosum, 1023 nucleotides. RefSeq lists its product as uncharacterized. The transcript has 4 exons. Gene Ontology annotation, molecular function: water channel activity; glycerol channel activity. The record is from RefSeq and is a predicted model, not a curated record. The coding region runs from base 1 to 1023 and encodes 340 amino acids. NCBI's taxonomy places the organism in Eukaryota, Fungi, Basidiomycota, Tremellomycetes, Trichosporonales, Trichosporonaceae. Gene Ontology annotation, cellular component: plasma membrane. Gene Ontology annotation, biological process: water transport; glycerol transmembrane transport.
AUGGUUUUUGAUAGCGAGGAAACGGUUCAGUCGGGCAAGAAGAGCGAGGGGUUCCGGGUACAACAGAAUGAGCACUUCCCAGUCGGUGCUCCCAACUUUGACGCCAACCGCGACUCGGGGUCCGAGACCGAUGUCGAGCAUGGUGCCACGGACGAAAACGCGCCACCCGAGUAUCCCGGCUACUCGCUUCCCCACCGCCUGAGGGCACCACUUGCCGAGAUGCUGGGCACAUUUGUGUUGGUGCUGAUGGGCCUCGGCUCCAACGUAAACGCAUUCGUCAACUGGUCAAAUGAAUCCAACUACGUCGCAUAUACGUUCGGUUGGGGUGUCGGUCUGUUCCUCGCGCUCCUCAUCUCCAUCCCGUACGCUGGUGGCCACGUCAAUCCGGCCAUUACCAUUUCGCAAGCCUUCUUCCGUGGGUUCGCAUGGCGCAUGGUGCCAAUCUACAUUGCGUCCCAGACUCUGGGCGCGUUCCUCGCCGCUGUGGCUCUCAACGGCGUCUUUUACAACCUCCUUGACAGCGUCGAGGGCGAGCCCGGUCUGCGGACGUUUGGCGAGGUCAACUCUACCGCGCAGUUCUUCAUCGCCGUGCCCAGUGGUCAUCUGUCCAAUGUCUCCACGGUCUUCUACGAGAUCAUCGGCGGCGCCAUGCUCCUGCUCGGCGUCGCCGUUGUGUCGGACGACGAGGUCGCCGGCGACUGGAGCAUGUGGGUCAAGAGCCUCGUCAUGUAUCUCACCCUCGUGGGCGUCAACGGCGCCAUUGGCGUCAAGACGCCCCUUGCACUCAACCCCGCGCGCGACUUUGGCCCCCGUGUCGCGUGCUCGGCGUUCGGGUACCCGGCGCACAUGUGGACGGACCGCAACGGGUACUGGUUCUACGGCGCGUGGGCAGGACCCAUCCUGGGCGGUUUAAUCGUCACUGCAAUCUACGACUUGGCGGUGCGCAAGCGCGUGCAAGUGACCAUUCCGUUUCUGGACCGCCGCCGCCGCCAUCGUCGUCGUAGGACUGAACGGAAUGACUGA